Verticillium nonalfalfae is the source of this 245-nucleotide messenger RNA. RefSeq lists its product as uncharacterized. The record is from RefSeq and is a predicted model, not a curated record. Lineage: Eukaryota; Fungi; Ascomycota; Sordariomycetes; Glomerellales; Plectosphaerellaceae. The annotation marks the transcript as partial. The transcript has a single exon.
ACACCAUCGCCAUAACGCUCAUGGCCGUUACACUUGCUAUUCGGAGUGCCAACCAUGCGGCCUUCGCCGUACCCUCCUUGAGGAAGCCGUAUGAACCACUGGCCUCGAUGAAGAGCAAAUGGUUCAACAUCAGAAUCUUUGCGAUCGAGAUGCUCCAUCUUGUAGCUUCCGUCGUUGUAUUUCUCUUGAACAUCGACAAGCCGGUUGUCUUGCUUCUCGGCACAGGCUGGAACUUUGCGGGAGAA